CAGAUGCAGGGGCAACGCCGUGUGCAAACUACAUACUAGUACUACAUGUACCGCAAGUUGCCUGGUUACUGCAAGCUAAACCAGCCUGGCUAGCUAGCUAGUAGGUACUAGUAGUUUAGUUUCUUCCUUUCUUUCUUCAUUCUGCUCACAACUUCACACUCUAAAGUUCAUAAAACUGCUCAAGCAAUCAAAAUCUCUACUAGUAGGUAGCAAGUAGCUAGAACAAAGAAACAAGCUACAUAAAAUGGUGGACUGUCACUCAACUUUUGUGAGCCUGGAUUUUGAGCAGGGUUCCAACCACAGCAUUGGCACAGAUGGUGCCUCUUCUGUGUGUUCGUCUCGCUACGGAUCACUGAGUGCAGAGCUGCGCUAUGUGGAGAGUAUCGCUGAAAAGCUGCAAGAGCACCUGCUGGCUCACAACAUGGUCAAGGACCGCAAGACCUUUCUGCAAAAGAACAUUCCCAAAUGCUUUGUAGGACAACAAGCUGUCACUGUCAUUCAGCAAUUGCUCCAACAAGAGGAGGAGGAGUUCCUGCAAGAUCAUGAUGCUUCAGGUGUUACCAGAGAAGAAGCAGUGGAAAAGGGUACUCAAAUGAUGAAGGAGUUUCAGUUCUUCAAGCAUGCUACUAGUACUAGUACUAACACCAAUGACACUGUCAAGCAGCAGCUUCUGGACAGUGACACUGCCUUGUACGUCUUUGAUCACAACCUUCCCGCUCAAGUUCGACGCAUGAAGAAGAAAUACCCAACUUACUGGGACAAGAUGCAGCUCUUUGAGGAAAAUGUGGAUCUCCAAGAUCGAAGACACAUGUUUCGAGUCUUUCCCGACUGUUUCAUUGCCCGGGAAGCCGUGGACAUGCUCAUGAAUCUCAAGAUCGUUCGAAGUCGCAACGAAGCCGUUCACUUGGUCCGUAAACUCAACCAAAAGGUCUUUUGUUGCCAGCAUGUUUGCAUGGAACACGAUUUCGAGGAUGAGUACCUCUUCUUUCGACUGGUACCCAAGAACGAACGAAUGCCGGCGCCCAUCAGGCCAACCACUCGGAGGCAUCGUGGCAAAUCCCCCAAGAGGUCACUCAGCAUCAGUACAUGCAGUAGUGUUGGCAAUGAACUGUCCACCAUGGGCAGCAGCAAGGACAAGAACGAAGAACGACGCAAUCGUCGUCGUUCCAAAAAACUGGAGCGACUGGAAGCGGAAAAGAAGGCGUGCUCUGCCCUGCGGGAUUCCACUACCAGUACCAACACCGAGGCCACGGUACCUCUGUCGGAAGAGUUCACGCUCGAGCCAGAGAAGAAAGAACGAGCCAACAGGAGGAGGAAGGAGCACAAGAAAAUUAGUCGUUGCAGCUCCGCCCCUUCCUUGGAUGCUGGUCUCAUCAAACAGAAGAAUCGAAAACGAGCCGAAGACAUCAAGAAUCGAUUGGCCAACUUCAAGCAAGAAAUGAAAACCAAGCAGGCAGCAGCGACCGCUUAG
Seminavis robusta is the source of this 1471-nucleotide messenger RNA. Lineage: Eukaryota; Bacillariophyta; Bacillariophyceae; Naviculales; Naviculaceae. The record is from the annotation of a GenBank genome assembly.